Doryrhamphus excisus (bluestripe pipefish) is the source of this 1026-nucleotide messenger RNA. It is a transcript of the gene tmem216, whose product is annotated as transmembrane protein 216. The record is from RefSeq and is a predicted model, not a curated record. Gene Ontology annotation, cellular component: ciliary transition zone. Gene Ontology annotation, biological process: non-motile cilium assembly. Lineage: Eukaryota; Metazoa; Chordata; Actinopteri; Syngnathiformes; Syngnathidae.
UAGCCAUCUUCCAUUCACAUUCACUCAAAUAUUCUUCCACCUUUCAGUAUUUGGGGCAAUUUUAUGACAUUAAUGAAGACUCCUUUUUGUUCUCAAAAAGCCUUCAUUGAUAUUGGGCAUUUUGAUUUCUCGUCAUAAUGGCUAUUAUCACCAGGUAACAAAUUAUGGACAUGCCGAGGUAUGCUCCUUUUCUCCCUAUUUGCAGCUGCGAUAGUUUGAUCAUUUGGUCACGUGGUGCGUCGGGACCAAUAGUGCGGAGAAAGAUCACACGAGCCUCCUACUGCGAACCAAAUGGGGAAAGAGAAAGGAUAUAUGUAUCCAUAAGCCAUGGAACUGCUGGGAGGAUUACGUUCUGCCACGCCCAAGACAGGAAACACCCAGCAGCCCAGGAAGCCAGGCGAUCGUAUCCUUUGUGUGAAACUGAUGCCAGUGAUGCACUUGGGUGUCUGUGGGGAUGUGUGACCUUGACCUUGUGCCCUCAGCUGUCAUCCACUCCUCUGCAGGUCUUGUUGUACCUCAACAGCUGGUACUUUGGAGCUUUUUACGUGGCAGAAGUUCUCAUGUUCAUCUAUAAAGGUAUUUUACUGCCGUACCCGACUAAUAAUCUGGCUUUGGAUGUGGCGUUGCUAGUUCUCUUUCUCGGACUGGAGAUACUCAGGAUCUUUUAUGCCUGGAAGGGCAAUUUGUGCGAGCACUCCCUCACCACGGCCGUGUCACUCUUCCUGCUGCUGCCGUGCGUCACGCUAGCUGCUUACUUCCUGCUGCUCCAGACCUUCGUCCUGCGCCUGGAGUUCCUCCUCUGCAUCGUGCUCCUCUGCUUCUACUCUCUUCAGUUCUUGCUGGGUGUCCUCGCCUUGUCAGCAUUCUCCAGGACCAAAGUUUACUGAUGAGCACAAAGCAGUGACAUCAUGUGUGAUUAUGCUCAUGUGUUUGGGAUUGUCUGUGUAAAUACAUCUUUGUCUAUGGAACUUUUUCUACUUUUAUACAAAAUGACCAAUGCUGGGUAAAUAAACAGUAUCGGGACUG